AUGGCGCCUAAGCGUUCUGACAAGCCAGAGUGGCGAGUUGAUCCGAAUACUGGGCAGAAGGUGAGAUGGUCCGAAUCGAAGCAAGCCUGGGUCAACGAGAAUGGCAAGACUGUGAGCAAGGCGAAGACCUUGCCAGAGCGCGCUUCAUCAUCUUCCGCUCGUCGAACGGACAGUGGUUCCACACCGACCAACAUACCACGUAAAGACAGCGCCACUGCUGGUGGUAGCGAUGCCUUGGCACGUUCGAUGGAGCAGAUGGCGCCACCCAGCACUUCCAAAUCACCAGUCCCGACUGCCCAAUUCCCCCUCAGUGGUACGGAUCCAACGUCACAAAUACAGACUCGCUGGGGUUUCGACCCCUUGGGCUCCGUCCCCAACCCUGGAGGGUCAUCGAUGCGACCAGUGAACCUCAAAAGAAUUCGAGAAGGCAACGGAGCCUCGCAGACAAGAUUUCAACGUGGCUAUAUCACUAGCGAGGAUCCCAACCAUGAUUACAGACCAAGUCGGGUUAUCGAGGUACUCCUUGUGCCGCCACCGCAGACCAGUGAUCCUGGCGAUUCUCGGAUCACUCCCAAUGGAAGCACUGGCCUUGUGAGGCUUCGCCGCUUCAUCAUCUUCGAACAGUCACCUGACCAAGAAAGGUUCAGAGCCGUAGCUAUCAAAACAUACAAUGCUCAGGGUGUUGCCGCCCCGGGAGUGAUCAAAGCACACCAUUCAAUCGUCUACACUGGUCAGCCGCGGAUGAGGGCUGACGAACGACCGAAUGAUCCUGGCGAUGCAGAUCGGAUGCAACCUCAUGCCAUACGAGUGCAGCAAUACGACCAAGAGCAGGCGUUGGAUCCCUUAGCUCGUAUCGACUACACUGACAUCUAUGAGCUCGAUUACGACUUCCCAAACAUCAAGCUGUUUGGCAAGGUGCACACUGACUCUUGGCCAUCAUUCAUGCUGCAAUAUCGAAGCGUCUGGGCCACAAUCCAGGGCGCAAUCACAGGUCCACGACUACUACCCACGAUUCAAGACGUUCCAGAAGCAGAGACUCCCCGUGCUGGGACCGAGAGUGUCACUUCCGCCCGGACAGUCGUUAGAGCUAACCCACCUCAGUCAUCAACAGCCAGCACAGAUCAUACGCGUGCAGACUCUGGACCUAUCUCGGAUGCGCAAAUGGUCCGUCUAAUGGACAACCUCAGAAUCAGAGCCGCACAAAAUGGAUGGACCAUUGGGACGGAACCUGACGACCGCCAGAUACACCGGAUGGCCCGAGACUCCGAGCGACGUGCCCAAUAUCUCGGUAUCAUCAGGGACCGGUGGAACGGUGAAAGAGAACGAGCGGCGGCGGCGGCAGCAGCAGCAGCCGAAAAUGUCGAAGACGACGAAGACGAUGAAGAAGAAGAAGAACAAGAAGAGGAAGCAGAAGCACAAGAAGAAGAAGAAGAAGAAGAAGAAGACGAGACGCCUGUGGCUCAACCACCAGUACGCCGUGCUUCGCACCGAGGGACUCGAUAG
Saxophila tyrrhenica is the source of this 1503-nucleotide messenger RNA. RefSeq lists its product as uncharacterized. The record is from RefSeq and is a predicted model, not a curated record. Bases 1 to 1503 code for a protein of 500 amino acids. The transcript has 4 exons. NCBI's taxonomy places the organism in Eukaryota, Fungi, Ascomycota, Dothideomycetes, Mycosphaerellales, Extremaceae.